UUAUUUUCUCCGUAUUUGCUACCGAAGUGCUGCCAAACUCUUUAUAGUAUUUGUGUGAGUGACUUGUGUGACACAUUUUUGACUUCAAAACUCGUUCUGCACUAUCGAAAUCAAGUAACUUAUGAACUUUUGUAAUUCAAGUUCUAGUGGUGAAUUUUAUUCUCCUCUCACCCUUUCUGAUUUACAUUUAAGCCCUCUUAAAGAGGUUAGGGUUAAGAGUGAGAGUGAUAUUGAGUGUGAGUUAGAGUUUUUUGAAGAUCCUAACUACAUCCCUCCCCCUACUCCGUGCAAUGAAAGUUACGAGACUGAGGAGAUGUCUUCUGAGGAAACAUUGAGCAUUGGGGGGAGCAAGGAAGUAAGGAUGUUAGAGUACAGUGAUGUAAGUGUUGAGGGUGGGUCGUCUGGGUCUGAGCAUACAAAGGGAAGGGUAGGUAGAAAUGAAGUUGUUGAGGUUGGCGCAGAAGAGGUGCCUGCCAAUAUAUUGGAAGUGGGAGAUAAGAGUAAUAAGUUUUAUGAUAGUGGGGCAGACAUUGUGUCUAAGGUAAAGGAGUAUGAGUCUAAGCUCAUGAGUAGGGAUAGCUUGAGUUAUCUCAUAGAGACUUACAAGAUUUCCUCUAGAGCAUUAAUUAGGCCUGCCGGAGUGAAAGAAAGGGCAUGCUCUACACCCCGGGAUCAUUGGAUGCUAGUGUAUGCCCAUUAUUUGGCAACAGGGCUUAGGUUUCCGUUGCCUGAUUUGUUGGUGUGGCUGUUGUUGGAGUAUAGUGUAGGUUUGACCCAAUUAUCUCCCAAUGCGAAGGCUAAAAGGGCCAACCAGAAUAAGUAUAGUUUAAAUAGUGAUGAGGAAGAAGAAGUAGAGAAGCUGGUGAGAAAGAAGGGCGACAUAAUAGACAUUAUGUUUCUCACCAGCUCGGAUGUUAUAGAAGCAACUAAGCUUUAUGGGCCGAGCUCAAUGAGCGAAGCUGAAAUGGAUAAAUUUCUUGGUGCUGCUGGUGGGGUGGCUAUUCCUAAGAAGCCAAGGAAGAAGUCCAAAACUUUGGAAAAGGCUACAAGUGGGAAAGGAGAUGGGAACAUGGAAAAAGGGCAGAUGUCAAGUACAAAAGCCCGAGCUGCAGAGGAGGUGGAGCUGCGGUCCAAAAGGAAGAGGGAUGAAGUGGAUCAAGCUCAGAUGAAGAGGAGAGUGGAGGAUGAGGUUAGGGGGGACGAGGUAAUGGAAUUUGUACCUCGGCCAACACCUGUUGAGCUUGAUCCGAACCUCAGAGAGACCGAGGUUCCUGCCCCUAGCAAGGGUAAAGUGGUUGUUCCCACGCCUUCUCUCCAAAGCAGCAUUUUUUGGAACAAAAACUUCUCCACGGCGAAGAAUUUCAUCAACACCUAUGUGCCUGAGGUGGAUCACCGUAAAGCAAGGGAGGAAGCCUUGGUACAUGGAGGGACCUCAGUUGUGAGGCAUGCUCUAGAGACUGUAACUUGGGUUAACGCGCUAGCCCAAGAAUUCAUGGAGCUUGUGAAGGAGCGCAACAGCCUGCAAAAGGAAAGGGAUGAGCUGUUGAAGAAAAACGGGGAAAUGAAGAGGGAACUGGAUAUUGUGGUACCAGCAGUGACAAGCUUACAAGAGGAGAGAGACACACUAAAGAUGAUUCUCUCAUUCGAAGAAAAGAAAAGGAAAAUGUGCAAAAAAGAGAAUGAAGCACAAAAGGAGGAAAUAAGAAGGAUGAGAGAAUACGAGGUGGAACUCAAAAAGAAUGUCCAACUACUGGUCCACAAAGGGAUGGAGGAGCAUAUUAGCAACUUUAUCAACUCCAGUUCGUUUGACAACAUCGUCAAUCUCUAUCGGCUGCCAAUUGCAAUCCUCACCUUCAUUGAUUACAGAAAGAAGGUGAAAGCUGAGUAUCCCGAAGUGGAUAUUACCAAGAUCACCUUCGGUGAACAAGAGGAAGGGGUGGAGGAGAACAACGAAAGCAUGUUAGUAGAUUUUCGAUCUCAGGUUAAGCUGAGGUGGGAUCAUGAUGAAGAAAGACGCAUCGUUUUUCCUCUUAACUUCGACUUCAAGUUCGUAGUAGUGGAGGAAGAGGAAGGAGAAGCAGAUGGGGCUGAAGUUGAGGAAAGUCAACCAUCUCCUCCCGUGGAGGUGCAUCUAGUUCCUUUUGAAGAAGAGCAGCCACCUUUUGCAGCAGAGCAGGAGCCACCCUAGCCACCUCCUCCAACGGAAUAGUUUAGGGAUCUAUUAUUAUUAUUAUUAUUAUUUAUUUAUUUAUGUAUUUAGGAUUUGAACAAUGAUUAGUGUACACAUUUUUUGAUUAAUUUAAGGAAAAAAAUUUUAAAUUAGUUU
This is a messenger RNA of Rubroshorea leprosula, 2326 nucleotides long. The record is from the annotation of a GenBank genome assembly. Lineage: Eukaryota; Viridiplantae; Streptophyta; Magnoliopsida; Malvales; Dipterocarpaceae.